Molecule: messenger RNA, 2989 nt
Organism: Carassius auratus (goldfish)
Lineage: Eukaryota; Metazoa; Chordata; Actinopteri; Cypriniformes; Cyprinidae
Exons: 3
Coding region: 796-2106 (436 amino acids)
Source: RefSeq, a predicted model, not a curated record
CUUUUGUAAAACUUACUUGGCAAUAAAUAUCUUUCUGAUUCUGAUUAGGUUUUAAAAUAGAUAUUUAAUUCAUGGUAUGAACAAUUUAGCUGAAUAAAUUGAUGAAGUUAGACUUUUCACUAAUGCCUGGCUACAUCAGUGAACAGUGAAAGACAUCUGCAACAUGGCCAAAAUCUUGGGUAGGUCUAUACUUUAUAAUUUUUUAUUAAUUUGCAACCAUGGUAAUAGCCUAUCAUAAACAGGAAAAUCUCUGUUUUGACCUGAUCAGAAGGAUAUCCUAAAAUCUAAAAGCUCCUCUGGUUUCACAGCUGCACUGGCAGAUUUAUGAAAUAUUUAGAAAUAUUUCGUCUUUCUGCCAUUCCAGGAAAUGUCAUUUUAUGUCUUUCAUUUUUUUCCAACCUCGAUUUUUUUUUUUUUUGACUUUUUACAUGUAUAAGGGAUUAAUUUGCAAUUGCGACCUGUACAAAUGUUUAAGACAGUAAAACACUUAAAAAAAUGUAAACACAUUAUAAAUGUUAGAAAGUAUAGGUUUUCACCAUUGCUGUGUUCAGGAUUUUUUUUUGGGCGGAGCUAAAACGGUGGCUCGAUGACGCACUGGAGCCACUGAGCUCCUGGCCCCUCCCCAAACAACAUAACUAGAGCACACAUUCGCGUCAGUUCGCCGUUCAAUCGCGAGUUUCUGUGGACUACCAUCGUUUAAAUACCUUGACCGGAGCAUAACUGGUUAACUUCACACAAGAGACCUACUGUUGGACAAUCGUUUUGGCUUUAAAGGUAAAUGCAUUGUUAGUUACAAUGUCUAGUUACUGGGCCAAAAGGAGACGAAUAUUGAAAGGAGUUGAGAGGGACAAACAGGAAAUUGCAGCUGCAAACGAUGCUCUACUUGCUGUUAUUCCUGACUUUGACCAAGUAAAUCCUCCUGUAAAUGAACAUCAACAUGGAAUGGCUUCAACAAGCCAUGGACAAACUGUAACCCCUGAAGCACAGGAUAUAACUGUUGAUGAGGUGUAUGAACCUAGUGAAAUUUUUUCCUCAAGCACAGAAGAUAGUGAGGAGGAAGAGGAUUGCCUAAGGACACAAUUGGCAGGGUGGGCUAUUGACAACAUGAUCCCCCAUGUGGCACUGGGUAAGCUUUUAACCAUUUUGUCCAAGGAUCAUCCAACCCUUCCUAAAGACCCAAGAACCCUUCUGAAAACAGUGACUUGUGUUAAAACAACAGAACUCUCAGGUGGUGUAUACCAUCACUCUGGAAUUGAAAGUGGAAUACUAUCGCAGUUUUUAGUGUCUCCUGAAUUGCAGAAGUUGACGUCAGUUUCAAUGCAAGUUAAUGUUGAUGGACUUCCACUUUUCAAAAGCUCAAAUGCCCAGUUCUGGCCAGUUCUUGGUUUAAUUGAGCAAUACGUGUGUAAUGUCCAACAAAACAAACUUCCAUUUGUCAUUGGUCUCUAUUAUGGGAAGAAGAAGCCAAGCAGCCUUCACUUUUUGAAUCCUUCACCUUUUGUAGAAGAGGCACAGCGACUUGAAGCGGAAGGAGUUCUGUUUGAAAGGAGAGCACUUCCUUUCAAAAUAUCAACAUUUAUCUGUGACGCCCCUGCUCGUGCACUUGUUCGAAAUGUGAAAGGUCACAGUGGAUAUUAUGGGUGUGACAAGUGUGUUCAAAAGGGGGUCCACUACGAGAACAGGAUGACCUUUCCUCAAACAGAUUCUGCUCCAAGAUUAGACCAUGCAGUCCGUGAUGAACUUUCUGAUGACAGUCAUCAGUGUGGAGAAACGCCAUUGGCAUUGUUGUCUGUUGGUUUGGUCACCCAGUUCCCACUGGAUUAUAUGCAUCUGGUAUGCCUUGGAGUGACAAGAAAGUUGUUGCAUCUUUGGCUAAAGGGACGGCGGCUGACAAGAUUUUCGCCCAGCAUGGUAAAAGAGCUCUCCAGAGUACUCCUGACCUUCACACCUCAUGUUCCGUGCGAGUUCAACAGGAAGCAACGAUCCAUGGAAGAUGUUGAGCGUUGGAAAGCUACAGAAUUCAGGCAGUUCCUCUUGUACACUGGACCAGUCAGCUUAAAAGGCCUUGUACCAACUAUAAAGCAUGUUUUAGAGACAUGUUCCUGAAGACCAUUGUUCAAAGAGCCAUCCGGAAGAACCCGGCAACACAGGAUGCCACUGAUGAAGCCAUCCAGGUUAACGUUACGCGUUACCUGAAAGGAGCAUCUGACCGUGAAGGCGGAAAAAGGCGCCGCACAGCUGAGAGGGACCCACAGCCGACCCCUUAAACCUAGGCUGACUACUGACAUCCCAGCAUCACUGACAACUGGAACCCUUUCUUUAUCCUGCAGUCAGUAACAUCAAGACCCCUAAAGAAGCCAGAAGUGUCAGACUGCACUCCCCAAUCCACACUGUUCACUGUGGAUAUUAUCAUAGUGCUUAACUUAUUAUAUUGUUAAAUAUAGCUUGUAAAUCCUUGUGCCACAGGUCAGCAUUGCAGUUAUAUCUGUUCUACUACUUUUUUUACCUCAGUAUUUUUUUAUAUAUAUUUGAAGAUGUUUAUCACAGAUACAAGAGACAUCUUGUACCCCAGGUCAGCAAUGCCAUUAUAAUGGUCUAUUCUACUCCAGAGCUUUAUUCUAAAUUAUUACCACUUAUCUUAUUGUUAGAAAUGGCUUGUAAAUGUGAUGUUAUACCUGAAUUUUUUUUGGUGUCCUGCACAUUCUUUGGUACCAGAUAUACUCAUUACUUAUGUUUACUGGUAAUUCUUUUCAUGCCAGAGCUGACCUCUUUAUAUUAUUAACAAUUAUUGUAAGUGUUAUAAUUUGCUUGUAAGCUAAGGCUGUUUUUUUUUUUAACAAUUUAAUUGGAAACCUGCAUGUGUGUGUGUGUGUGUAUUUAUUUAUUUUUUUUCUCUUUUUUUCUGUUAUUUAUAUUUCAGGGAUCUGACAUCAUGUUUCAAUGACAGUUACUGUACUUUGAAAUGUGGAAUUAAAACGUCAAAUGGAAA